AUGUCCACCCCCGACUCACCUACAUGGGCCGCACCCAAUGAUGUAGAAGAAUUCAAGCGGCAGUAUGAGGUCGACGCUGCCGACUUAUUUAACAAUAUCGCCGUCCUUGUCCAACGCAUCCGCCUCGAGCGGGAUACCUCCCGUACACAACUCGCCGCCACCAAUGAAACCAUUGACAACCUUGAGGAGCAGGUCACCCGGCUCAACCUCGACCUCAAUGUCGCUCGCGCCGCCCCCGCUCCCACCGUCUCCGUCCCCAUCGCCGCUGCUCCCCCACCUACUACUGUCCCCGCCUUCAGGUCCGAAAAGUUCCCAGACCCUGAAAAAUUCGACGGCACCCAUACCAAGCUCCCCGGAUUCAUUUCAUGGAUCGAAUAG
Morchella sextelata is the source of this 378-nucleotide messenger RNA. RefSeq lists its product as uncharacterized. NCBI's taxonomy places the organism in Eukaryota, Fungi, Ascomycota, Pezizomycetes, Pezizales, Morchellaceae. The transcript has a single exon. The coding region runs from base 1 to 378 and encodes 125 amino acids. The record is from RefSeq and is a predicted model, not a curated record.